This is a messenger RNA of Gekko japonicus, 1657 nucleotides long. It is a transcript of the gene TMEM106A, whose product is annotated as transmembrane protein 106A. The coding region runs from base 12 to 983 and encodes 323 amino acids. The transcript is spliced from 8 exons. Lineage: Eukaryota; Metazoa; Chordata; Lepidosauria; Squamata; Gekkonidae. The record is from RefSeq and is a predicted model, not a curated record.
UGGACCUGUGAAUGCGCGAUGCUGGUUGGAAGGAGACCCGUGUGGUGGAAUUGGUACGUCUCUCUCCGCCAUUUCCUUCUGAUGCCUGGCCUUGGUGGGACGUUCUGGGAGUGACCCUGCCUCGCUCUCUAUCAGCAGCGGGACGGUCCCUCCAAGCAAUGGAUGAAUCCCCAUCGUGGUUCCGGAAGCUGCUUGCCUGGAAGGACGCAGAAGAAGAAGGUCAGCCGAUCGUGCCGAAGGGCCCGGGCGCGGCGAAGGAAAAGUCCUGCUACGCCAGCAUCAAUGCCGGAGAGGCGGCGGAUGCCUCCGGUGUGCCUGGUGCCAGCAUCGCCAGCCGAGGCUCCGUCACCUGCCCGACCUGCCAGGGCACCGGGCGCAUUCCCCGAGAGCAAGAGGAGCAGCUUGUGGCCCUCAUUCCAUACGGGGACCAGCGGCUGAAGCCCAGACGGACGAAGCUGUACGUCACCAUCACGGUAGCCGUGUGCCUGCUGAUGACGUGUCUCAUGAUGUACUUCCUGUUCCCGCGCUCCAUUGCCGUGGUCCCAGCAGGGCUCCGUGCCUCUGCCGUCUCCUUCGACAAUUCCUCUUACGCCAUCAUCCUCAACAUGACCAAUAUGCUGAAUGUCACAAACAACAACUUCUACACGGUACGCGUGGCUCAGCUGGCCAUCGAAGUGUUGCACAAGGCCCUGGUGAUUGGGAAGAACACGGUGAUGACCCGCCUGGAUAUCCCACCCCUGCAAGGUGCCCAGAUCCUUUACACCGUCUCCAGUAGAAUUCUGGACNUCUCCUGCAGCAAUAUCUGCACGUGGUCCAGGAUAAAGGUGCACAAUGUCCUCCUGCACAUACAGGGUACCCUGACGUGCUCCUACCUCUCUCACUCGGAGCAGCUGGCCUUCGAGAACUACCAGUAUGUGGACUGCAGGGGCAACGCCACCCUCCCCGGGAGGUCCCGAUCCCAGAGGUCUCUGUGGAGGUCCUGAGGCCCCAGAGGGGGGGCCCUGCCCUGCCGCUGGAGCAUCUUUUCCCUCCCUCUUGGGAAGGGUGGAGUCUGAGCUGGGGAAGGUGGGCACAGGCGCAGCCGGGACCCGGUCCUGCCACUUCUGCGGCAAGAGAAAGCGGGUCAGCGAUGGAGGGAGAUCUGUGGACAUCAGGGGACAGUCUGUGUCUUGGACAACCAGCAGAAAUGGACCCAGGUGUGGAAGAAAAGGCAGAGGGAACCCAAGAUGAAGCCACGGGAUUUUGUGGUGGAAUUGAGAAAGACAAAUUGCCUGGCUUGUGGCUGCUCCCCUGGGCCUUCUGGAAAUGUUUCUGGGAGGCAGAGACUAGUGAAAGGGCCUCACCCGCCUGGGUCUGGCUUUGGAGGGCCAGCGAGAGGGACCUUCGAAGGUUUCCUUGGACUUUGCACUCCCUUAUUUGCUGGAGCCAAGCCCUGCUUCUCACAAGACUUCCCUCUUCUUCUCCGCCCCCGCCUCUCCUCGGCCACCAGAUCAGUGCAGCCGUCUUUGAAGACUGUCCUCGCCCUGAAGAUGCUCAGAAAGCCGCAGAUACCUCCAUGGUCUCAUUUGCACAUUCAGGGAGAGAAGGACAGAAGUCCAGGGACACUCAUUUUCUCUUGGGUGGUUCUAAAAGAAAACCUUUUCCCAAAUAAAGACUC